CUGUUAGUUGUCAAAGCGGUUGCCAAGUUGGUGCAGUGAAAACGUGAAAAGACCGUAUACAAAAUAUUCGCGGGUACAUAUUUAAACUACAAAACCGACAUUUUCUUUUCAUUUUAUUUAGUCGUCUUCGUCUAGCUGAGUGUAAAGAGUGCUUAACGAAUUGAAACUAAGCUAUAAGUUUCUAAAAUGAUUGAUUUAUUUAUGCCCUUUCGGGCAUUUUUGAAGUUUGAAAAUGUUUGUACGGACAACAAUGCAUUCCGUAUGCACUACAAGGUGACUGUGAUAAUGUUACUUGUAUUUACCUUGUUGGUAACUUCGAAGCAGUUCUUUGGUGAGCCGAUCCACUGCAUGAGUGACUCUGAGAAAGACAGCGAUAAAGAUGCCAUCAACAGCUACUGUUGGAUCUACGGGACUUACACGCUGAAAAGCCGGUUUGUAGGUGUAGAAGGUUUGAACAUGGCUUACCCAGGCGUGGGUCCCAACAAGGCCGACAACGACGAGCAGAUCAAGCACACGUACUACCAGUGGGUGUGCUUCGUGCUGCUCGGCCAGUCCGUCAUGUUCUACACGCCGAGAUACAUGUGGAAGAUCUGGGAAGGAGGCCGACUCAAGGCAUUGGCUGCUGAUCUAAGUAGCCCUGUGGUGACGAAGGACUGGUCCGAGUUCCGGCGUGGAGAACUCAUCUCAUACCUCAGCUACACGAACAUCCAUACUCAUAACAUGUAUGCGCUGCGGUACGCCUUCUGCGAGAUACUCAACCUUGUCAAUGUGGUUGGUCAAAUAUUUCUGCUGGAUAUAUUUCUGGGCGGCGCGUUCCGCAACUAUGGCGCCGCAGUGGCAGCGUUCACACACACGCCGCGCGUCCCUGCUGACAUGAUCGACUUCGCGGCCGUCAACCCCAUGGACCAGUUCUUCCCCAAGCUCACCAAGUGCUGGCUCCGCAACUACGGACCCUCAGGCAGCUUGCAGGUCAAGGAUCGUCUGUGCGUGCUACCCCUUAACAUUGUAAACGAAAAGAUCUUCGUUAUUCUCUGGUUCUGGCUGAUCAUUUUAGCUUUUGUUUCCACUUUAGCCGUUUUGUUCCGUGUGUUGGUUCUUUCGCUGCGACCUCUCCGCUCACUGAUGAUAGCUGGCCAGCUAAGAUACGUUAAAAAGAACGUUAUAUCACGCAUUGUCAAACGUUUCGGUUUCGGCGACUGGUUCAUAUUGUACUUGCUGGGUAAGAACAUGAAUCCGAUCAUUUAUAAGGACUUGAUAGUCGAACUUUCCAAAGAGUUGGAACACAAAACUGUUAUGGUAUAAAAAUAAUUUACGUGUUUAUCGUUGUGAGAUUGCUAAUGGGUGGACCAAAAUAGUAUCAUUAAUAGUGAAGAAAAUAAGACCAGAUUUUUCAGCCUCAGAGACUGAAUUGUCAUGUAGAUGACAUUCUUCUCUAUCUAGUCUUAUAUAAAUAUACCGUACCAGUUGAAGAUGCAGGCAGUAUUUAUUACUUCAUGCAUUGGCAAUCUCCUUAACCUAAAUAAUAAUUAAUCAUAAAUUUUAAUACCUAAUGCUCAAACCAUACUUAAGUGUUUCUAAGUACUCUUAAUAAAUUGAUUGGUAAGGAACAAGUGCCUUCAUAAAAUUACUAAAAAUAUUUGAAUUAUCUAUUUCAAUAUUCUUUAUGUGUGUUUGUAUUUCAUUCAUGAUUAUUAUUGUGGAUAACUUUCCAAGCGAAAGCUAUUGUUUUGUUUUAGUUAUAAUUUGAAGUUGGUCUCAAAAGUUUAAGUUCUUAUUCUUUUAAAUGUUUAUUUUGCAUAUUAUAAGUUUAACUUAUAGUACGGUAUUGUUUCUUUAUUAUUGUAAUUAAUUGAGAUUGUUACUUAAGUCAUAAUAUAAUAUCUUACAGGGUAUUAAUUGAUAAUAGGAUUACCAUAAAAUAUGCUCUGCUAACUACAAGUAGUUAAAAUCCCUUUGUUACUUAGUCUCAUUAAAAGUGUAAGAUAGUUAAUAAAAUUUAUAAAACAUUA
This is a messenger RNA of Trichoplusia ni (cabbage looper), 2009 nucleotides long. RefSeq names its product innexin inx2-like (gene Inx4). Gene Ontology annotation, cellular component: gap junction; plasma membrane. NCBI's taxonomy places the organism in Eukaryota, Metazoa, Arthropoda, Insecta, Lepidoptera, Noctuidae. Bases 187 to 1302 code for a protein of 371 amino acids. The record is from RefSeq and is a predicted model, not a curated record. The transcript is spliced from 4 exons. Gene Ontology annotation, molecular function: gap junction channel activity. Gene Ontology annotation, biological process: phototransduction.